UUGUCCAAGGUUUUGACUGCGGCUCACUGUCUCUUUGGUCUACCAGCCACAAGUCUUAGAGUUGGUUUAGGCUGGCACAACAUCACACAGGAGAUGAGUGGCCAUGAACAGACAUUUAAUGUUGCACAAGUUUUCAUUCAUGAGUAAGUCGUCAUUGUUACAAGUUACACUUAAGUUGCACAUUCAGUUACACAAUAAUUUCUGGAUAACAUAUUGUUUUUUAUAAAAUUAUUUCCCUACAUGUGAAAGAGCCAAAACACAAAUUUACGAGUCUUGGACAGCAAAUACAAACUAAAAAGUCAUAGACAAGACAACAAACACAAAAUAGCAAGUCUUGGACAGCAAACACCAACUAAAUAGUCUUAGACAAGACAGCUAACACAAACUAACAAGUCUUAGACAAGACAGCAAGCACAAACUAACAAGUCUUGGACAGCACAUUCAAGCUAACAAGCUUUAGACAGCAAGCACAAACUAACAAGUCUUGGACAGCACAUACAAACUAACAAGUCUUAGACAGCAAACACAAACUAACAAGUCUUAGACAGCCAGCACAAACUAACAAGUCUUAGACAGCCAGCACAAACUAACAAGUCUUAGACAGCCAGCACAAACUAACAAGUCUUAGACAGCCAGCACAAACUAACAAGUCUUGUACAGCAAAUGCAAACUAACAAGUCUUAGACAGCAAAGAUAAAGGCAUAUAAAAAUAUUUCAAUGAAAUGAUCGAAUGUGUCGUUUCAAAACUUAAGGUAAUCAAGAACACGCGUGGCAUCGUUAUUAGUAUCAUUACAGUAAAGAUCUGUAGUAUCAUACAGUAAAGAUCUGUAGUAUCAUGCAGGAAAGAUCUGUAGUAUCAUACAGUAAAGAUCUGUAGUUUCAUGCAGGAAAAAUGUGAUGUAUCAAGCAGAAAAGAUAUGUAGUAUCAUGUAUAAAAUAUGUGUUGUAUCAUGCAGAAAAAAUAUGUAGCAUCAUGCAGGAAUAAUCUGUAGUGUCACGCGGGAAUGAUCUGCCGCGAGCACGUAAUCAGAUGACUUGUGUCAGAGACUUUAAAUGUCGAUGUUAUUCAUUAGAGACUUAAAAUGUCGAUGUUAUUUAUUAGAGACUUUAAAUGUCGAUGUUAUUCAUUAGAGACUUUAAAUGUCGAUGUUAUUUAUUAGAGACUUUAAAUGUCGAUGUUAUUCAUUAGAUACUUAAAAUGUCGAUGUUAUUCAUUAGAGACUUAAAAUGUCGAUGUUAUUCAUUAGAGACUUAAAAUGUCGAUGUUAUUUAUUAGAUACUUAAAAUGUCGAUGUUAUUCAUUAGAGACUUAAAAUGUCGAUGUUAUUUAUUUGAGACUUUGCUGGAAUCAAAACGGUAUUUUUAUGAAAUUGUAAAUUAUUAUCAAAGUUUACUAUCCAUGUCUACUAUCCGUGUUUACUAUCCAUGUUUACUAUCAAAGUUUACUAAUUAUAUCUACUAUCCAUGUUUACUAUCCAUGUUUAUUAUCCAUGUCUACUAUCCGUGUUUACUCAAUAAAAUCGCAAGCUUAAUUUCCUUGUUAAAUUAACGUAUGUAUAACUUAACUUAUAGUUUACACUAUUAAUAGACACAUUAUUAUUGUUAUGUUACCAGAUUAGUACUGUAGCAUACUAAACUACACUUUACACUUGUGCCACAUAUUCUUUACAAAUGAACCUAUACUUAACACUUGUAGUACAUGUACUUUUUACACCUGUAAUAUGAGUACAUAUUAUUUACAUUUGUAGUAGAUGAGUACAUAUACUUUACACUUGUAGUAGAUGAGUACCUAUUCUUUACACUUGUAGUAGAUGAGUACCUAUACUAACAUUUGUAGUAGAUGAGUACCUAUACUUUAGAUGUGUAAUAGAUGAGUAUCUAUAAUAUCAAACUGUAGUAGAUUAAUAACUAUACUUAACAAUUGUAGUAGAUGAGUACCUAUACUUUACAUUUGUAGUAGAUGAGUAAUUAUACUUUACAAUUGUUGUAGAUGAGUACCUAUAAUUUACACUUGUAAUAGUAGAGGAGUAUCUAUACUUUACAAUUGGAGUAGAUGAGUACCUAUUCUUAACAUUUGUAGUAUAGGAGUACCUACACAGUACAAUUGUAGUAGAUGGGUACCACAUUAAUAAAAUAAACAAAUUGACAUUUAUGCCAAAGCAAGCACAAAUAUAUUGAUAAGGGAACGCUUCGCGUUUAAAACUCUUCAAAAUAAAUGGUUUUCUCAAGUUUUAAGUAUACUUUUAGCUACCUCUACAAUAUAUCCAAAUCUUUCUGUUUUUAUACUUUUAGCUACCUUUACAAUAUAUCUAAAUCUUUCUGUUUUUAUACUUUUAGCUACCUCUACAAUAUAUCUAAAUCUUUCUGUUUUUUUAUACUUUUAGCUACCUCUACAAUAUAUCUAAAUCUUUCUGUUUUUUAUACUUUUAGCUACCUCUACAAUAUAUCUAAAUCUUUCUGUUUUUAUACUUUUAGCUACCUUUACAAUAUAUCUAAAUCUUUCUGUUUUUUUAUACUUUUAGCUACCUCUACAAUAUAUCUAAAUCUUUCUGUUUUUUAUACUUUUAGCUACCUCUACAAUAUAUCUAAAUCUUUCUGUUUUUAUACUUUUAGCUACCUUUACAAUAUAUCUAAAUCUGUUUUUAUACUUUUAGCUACCUUUACAAUAUAUCUAAAUCUUUCUGUUUUUAUACUUUUAGCUGCCUUUACAAUAUAUUUAAAUCUUUCUGUUUUUAUACUUUUAGCUACCUUUACAAUAUAUCUAAAUUUUUCUGUUUUUAUACUUUUAGCUACCUUUACAAUAUAUCUAAAUCUUUCUGUUUUUAUACUUUUAGCUACCUUUACAAUAUAUCUAAAUCUUUCUGUUUUUAUACUUGUAGCUACCUUUACAAUAUAUCUAAAUCUUUCUGUUUUUAUACUUUUAGCUACCUUUACAAUAUAUCUAAAUCUUUCUGUUUUUAUACUUUUAGCUACCUUUACAAUAUAUCUAAUCUAACUCUUUCUGUUUAUCCUUUUAGUUGCCUUCACAAUAAAUCAAAAUUACCCCUAAACUAAAUCAGGACCACAUAUCUUUAUGACUGGCUAAGUAUAAUCUUAUUUGUGUUGUUAUUGUGUACGAUUAUAAAACCUGUAUUAUUUCUUUGUACCCACCAAUGAUCUAGUCAGUAUAGACCAUAUACCCCUGGCUUUCCCAACGACAUUGCCAUAGUUACCUUUGAGAACAACGCUACACUCAAUGAGUAUGUGGACGUAGCUGUCCUGCCAACAGAGGAGAUCGCUGGACAGGGCGAGUCGUGCACUGUGUCCGGCUGGGGGCGAACUUCUGGCCUGGGAAUAUCUGCGCAUGUACUUUCUCAGGUAAACAUAAUUUGUGUUAUGUGUGUGAUUAUGUGUUUGGUGUGACUUAAUGUGUCUUUGGUGUGUUAAUAUGUGUUUGAUGUGUGUUUGGAGUGUAUGAAUAUGUGUUUGAUGGGUUAAUGUGUGUUUAAGUGUGUUUAAUGUGUAUGAAUAUGUGUUUGAUGUGUUAUUAUGUGUUUAAUGUGUUAAUAUGUGUCAAUAUGUGUUUGGUGUGUUAAUGUGUGUUUGAUGUGUUAAUGUGUGUUUGAUGUGUUUAUAUGUGUUUGAUGUGUGUUAAUAUGCGUUUGAUGUGUUAAUGUGUGUUUAUGUGUGUUUGAUGUGUUAAUGGGUGUUUGAUAUGUUAAUGUGUGUUUGAUGUAUUAAUAUGUGUCAAUAGGUGUUUGGUCUGUUAAUGUGUGUUUGAUGUGUUAAUGUGUGUUUGAUGUGUUAAUGUGUGUUUGAUGUGUGUUAAUGUGUGUUUGAUGUGUUAAUGUGUGUUUGAUGUGUGUUUGAUGUGUUAAUGUGUGUUUGAUAUGCUAAUGUGUGUUUGAUUUGUUAAUGUGUGUUUGAUUUGUUAAAAAAGUGUGUUAAUGUGUGUUUGAUGUGUUAAUGUGUUUGAUGUGUGUGAAUAUGUUUUUUUACAUGUAGACUACAUUAAAUGAGUCUUGUUGGGUAUGUGUAUAUGUGUGUGUAAAUGUUUGUUUAUUGAUUGCUGAGGUGUGGACAAACGCUUUGCAUCUUCAGAAUCGCUCACCUGAACAGGCAACUUUUAUAAACUCCAUUGUGUAUCUAGAUAUAGUUUAUAUGUGUCCUAAUCAUAGGCAGUCUUCAUUGUGUAUCUAGAUAUAGUUUAUGUGUCCUAAUCAUAGACAGUCUUCAUUGUGUAUCUAGAUAUAGUUUAUAAUGUAUCCUAAUCAUAGGCAGUCUUCAUUGUGUAUCUAGAUAUAGUUUAUAAUGUGUCCUAAUCAUAGACAGUCUUCAUUGUGUAUCUAGAUAUAGUUUAUAAUGUGUCCUAAUCAUAGACAGUCUUCAUUGUGUAUCUAGAUAUAGUUUAUAAUGUAUCCUAAUCAUAGGCAGUCUUCAUUGUGUAUCUAGAUAUAGGUUAUUAUGUGUCCUAAUCAUAGACUGUCUUCAUUGUGUAUCUAGAUAUAGGUUAUAAUGUGUCCUAAUCAUAGACAGUCUUCAUUGUGUAUCUAGAUAUAGGUUAUAAUGUGUCCUAAUCAUAGACUGUCUUCAUUAUGUAUCUAGAUAUAGGUUAUAAUGUGUCCUAAUCAUAGACAGUCUUCAUUGUGUAUCUAGAUAUAGGUUAUAAUGUGUCCUAAUCAUAGGCAGUCUUCAUUGUGUAUCUAGAUAUAGGUUAUAAUGUGUCCAAAUCAUAGACAGUCUUCAGUGUCAUUAGAGUCCCUGGAGUGGGUGUGGGCAUAAAAUAAGACACAUUAUGUCUCUUCAAUUUUAUUUACUUUUGAUAAUACUGUAAAAUGUGAAUAAACAUUGCAUACAGUUGCGUAGCGAGACAGUGUGCCGCUCUGGGUGGAAUGAUCAUUGCAUACAGUUGCGUAGCGAGACAGUGUGCCGCUCUGGGUGGAAUGAUCAUUGCAUACAGUUGCUAAGCGAGACAGUGUGCCGCUCGGGGUGGAAUCAUCAUUGCAUACAGUUGCUAAGCGAGACAGUGUGCCGCUCGGGGUGGAAUGAUCAUUGCAUACAGUUGCUAAGCGAGACAGUGUGCCUCUCGGGGUGGAGUGCCCCCCCCCCCCUUUUUUUUUUCAUUAGCCACUUUUUCUAUACAACAUCAAAUGGUGGAUUUCAUUAUUCUUACAUUACAUUUAACUGACAUUGUUGACAGUCCACCCUCACAGCCAUCCCCAACGAAGAGUGUGCCAUGCGGUACAAUGGUGUCACUGGUGCACGCGUCUACAGCAGUCAUAUCUGUGUCUAUGAACCGCCUAAAUCUGCGUGUAGUGGUGACAGUGGGGGGCCGGUGGUAUGUAAUGGAUAUCUAACUGGCGUCUCGUCUUGGGGGAGCAGCGCCUGCGAUGGUUCGUAUCCAAGUGUAUAUGUAAAAACUUCUUCUUUCCUUGACUGGAUUAAACAGCACCUGUAG
This is a messenger RNA of Lymnaea stagnalis (great pond snail), 5437 nucleotides long. The record is from the annotation of a GenBank genome assembly. Lineage: Eukaryota; Metazoa; Mollusca; Gastropoda; Lymnaeidae.